GCUCCCAGGUUGCAAAAACUACAUAGCGAUGGUAGCAGGAUAGCGCUAAACAAUGUUCCGUCGUGCCGGUGAUAUUAUAUGGCAAUUUAAGAACCGGCGUUUUCAAACCAGAAAUUUGUGCCAAAAACGCGAGUCUGGAGCCCAGAGCAGCCUUGCAGAAUCUGGUCACCCACGGUCACCGUAGAGCCACUGUUUCAUUUACCACACGAGACGAUAGUAUUCGGGAAUGUCCACGCCCAACUCGGAAAAGAAAAGCCGGUGGAAUUUUGGUAGAUCUGUGUCCAAGAAAAACGCGCAGGACAGGAGACAGUCAGCCCUGGAGAUGACUGAGAACGCAGCUAACAAGCAAUAUGAACCCAUACACCCACUCAGUACCAGUCAACAGCCUCCGACCCUGGAACGGCAAGCCGGUCCAAGCAGGAGCCUGGACGAGGAAGUGUUUGUGGAUACAGGGGUUUCAAACCCCGACCCACCAGUUCCCAGAGUAAACCUGGAUCCCAGGGUAUCAAUCUACAGUGGCAGGCGACCCAUGUUCACCCGGGCCAACAUCCAAGGACGGGUUUACAACUUUCUGGAGAGACCCAGCGGUUGGAAAUGUUUCUUUUACCAUUUCACUGUAUUUCUCAUAGUGCUCGUUUGCCUCAUCUUCAGUGUCUUGUCGACCAUAGAGCAGUACACAGCUUUUGCACAUGGCACUCUGUUCUGGAUGGAAAUUGUGUUGGUGGUGUUCUUUGGGGCUGAGUACGUGGUGAGAUUGUGGUCUGCAGGGUGCCGCAGCAAGUAUGUUGGUAUCUGUGGCAGGCUUCGCUUUGCAAGUAAACCUAUUUCAAUUAUUGAUUUGAUAGUUGUUAUAGCUUCAGUAAUCGUGCUGUGUGUCGGCUCAAAUGGACGAGUCUUUGCAACCUCUGCCAUCAGGGGUAUCCGCUUUCUUCAGAUUCUCCGGAUGCUGCACGUCGACCGACAGGGAGGCACCUGGAGGCUCCUGGGGUCUGUCGUUUUUAUUCAUCGGCAGGAGCUGAUAACAACCCUGUACAUUGGCUUUCUGGGGUUAAUAUUUUGUUCCUAUUUCGUGUACCUGGCUGAGAAAGAUGCUGUUGAUGCUAAUGGGGUCACAGAGUUUGCCAGCUACGCUGAUGCCUUGUGGUGGGGAGUGGUGACUGUAACUACGAUUGGCUAUGGUGACAAGGUGCCUCAGACGUGGAUAGGCAAGACCAUCGCCUCCUGCUUUUCAGUGUUUGCUAUUUCAUUCUUUGCGCUGCCAGCAGGAAUUCUUGGCUCUGGUUUUGCCUUGAAAGUCCAGCAAAAGCAGCGACAGAAGCACUUUAAUAGACAGAUUCCUGCAGCAGCGUCACUCAUACAGACGGCCUGGAGAUGUUAUGCAUGUGAAAACCCUGACUCGUCAACUUUCAAAAUGUACAUCAGAAAAUCCGUCAGAAUAUGCGCUUCACCAUCCAGCCCCAAAGUAAAGAAAACGGUUAAAAUCAGGAAGAAGAUCAAGACUGAGAAGGACAAUGGAACAAACUCACCUGUGGUUCCUCACAUCACGUAUGACCACAUCGGGGAACCACAAAGCUCUGAUGGAUUCAGUAACUCAGCAGGCGAGACAGUAUCCUUAAAAAUGAUUGGCCGCCCAUCGUCCUGGACCUCGUUUCAGUUCUACUCCCCCUCUCCAGUGAAAAAAUCAUCUGGGUUUCUUGAAGUCCACCAACCAGGAGCUAUCCACAGAACAUACAGCUUCGGGGAAGACCUUGAACUGGAGGGAGAAAGUGCCCUGAGCCCCGUCACACACGUCUCGCAACUACAAGACCAGCACCGAGCUGCCAUUCGCGUGAUUCGCAGGAUGCAAUACUUUGUGGCCAAAAAGAAGUUUCAGCAAGCCCGGAAGCCGUACGAUGUGCGGGAUGUAAUUGAGCAGUACUCUCAGGGCCACCUCAACCUCAUGGUGCGAAUCAAGGAGCUGCAGCGAAGACUGGACCAGUCCUUAGGAAAGCCCUCCCUGUUUCAAUCUGCCUCAGAAAAAAGUAAAGACAGAGGAACGAACACAAUUGGAUCACGUUUAAACCGGGUGGAAGAUAAGAUCAUGCAUAUGGACCAGAAGCUGAACCACAUUGCCGAUGUGCUUAACUGCCUGGCCACUGGUCUUCAGAGUCAGCCUACCCGACCAGCAGUGCGAAGCGGAGCCAUGCAGUCCGAAUUCCUCUCCAACAGCAACACCUUGCCUACCUACGAACAGCUGUCCAACCCCAGGAAGAACCAGGACCACAGCUCCUAAGUGCCUCCCCCUGCAUGCUCGACUGGGAAUACUGUUUGAAGAUCAAGCCUUCAGAGUUAAACUAAGACUUGAAGACCAUUAGGCUAUAAAUACAUUUUAUCAUAAAAACUUGAAUAGAAGGUCAUAUUCUCACAAGGUGGAAAUUGAAGCAUUAUACAAAUCUAAAAGCAGGCUCUCUCAAGUGAGAUGUACUGUGUUUUAGAAAUAAAAAAAAUUGACGGACAGAUAAUAAUAAUAAUGACUUGCCGUAUAUAUACAGCUCUGGAA
Molecule: messenger RNA, 2539 nt
Organism: Polyodon spathula (Mississippi paddlefish)
Lineage: Eukaryota; Metazoa; Chordata; Actinopteri; Acipenseriformes; Polyodontidae
Product: potassium voltage-gated channel subfamily KQT member 1-like
Exons: 19
Coding region: 227-2272 (681 amino acids)
Biological process (GO): transmembrane transport; potassium ion transport
Cellular component (GO): membrane; voltage-gated potassium channel complex
Molecular function (GO): voltage-gated potassium channel activity
Source: RefSeq, a predicted model, not a curated record